Messenger RNA from Closterium sp. Yama58-4, 879 nucleotides. The record is from the annotation of a GenBank genome assembly. Lineage: Eukaryota; Viridiplantae; Streptophyta; Zygnematophyceae; Desmidiales; Closteriaceae.
AUGAAGGACGUGACCGCUCCGCGCGCGAACGAUUUCGGAUCGCCACCGAGUAACCAGUUCGCAAAGCCACCUUCGCCAAACGAUUUCGCCGCAGUGAAGGAUUUCACGGCAGGCGUCGCCGCAGGGGUGGCUCUCGUCGUCACGGGACAUCCGUUCGAUACCGUUAAGGUCAAGCUGCAAGCCAGCAACGUCGCCAAUGGCACGUCGCCAGCGUCGCAGGCGUCGCUAGGGGCUCCGCGGUAUCGCUCGGCAUGGCAGUGCACGUCGCACAUUCUCCGCACCGAAGGGAUCCCCGGCCUAUACCGCGGCGCCACGUCAUCGUUCAUUGGUGUGGCAGUGGAGAGCUCGCUGCUGUUCGGCUCCUACACCCAAAUAAAGACCGCCUUGCAGAGCGGAGAGCGAUCGGCGCCCACAGCAGGCACGGUGGCGGUAGCAGCAGGGCUGGCGGGAGGGCUCAUCAGCUUCGUGCUCUGCCCCACAGAACUUGUCAAGGUGUGUUGCAAAGCGGUGGAGUGCGCUGUGGGGGAAGGGGUGUCAGGGGGGGGGGAGGCAAUGGGAGCGGGUGGGGCGAGUGAGUGGAGGAGAGUGGCAGCUGAGGCUGCUACUGCCAUUGCCAGUGGGGGGAUAGCUGGCAUUGUGUUCUGGUCCGCAGUGCUCCCAUUUGAUGUCAUCAAGACGCGAAUUCAGACGGCAGAUGCUUCGGCAUCGCCGGAGUCGCUGCGCAUGCUCAGCCAGUGCAAAGCUAUUUUAAGGGAGAGUGGCAUCAGGGGCUUCUAUGCUGGUCUCCUGCCCACACUCACUCGAGCCUUCCCUGCCAAUGCUGCGGCUGUUGUUGCCUGGGAGCUCACCUCGAGGCUGCUAGGAGUCUCCAACCCAUGA